AUGCCAUCUCAACGAACAUCAAGUAACAGAAAGUCUAGAAAGAAGGCACUGUACGAGGAUGAUGCCAAUGCAGCAGAUGCUGUCACAUACAGAAAUCAAACCAGAACCACUCGAGCAGGAAAGGUGGUUUCAGAACUGGUCAAGGUCUCUUUGAGUACUGCAAGUCAACCCCAUAAAAAGAUUCCAGUGGAUCCGGGAGAACAGGAGCAGAACACAUUUAACGGGGAUGGUGGCUUUAGUGAGGAUGAAAACCAGCCAUCCACAAGUCACCAGAAUGACAAUGCAGUCCCAAAAAUACGGAAGACACAGCGAGACUAUAUCAAUGAAUUUGUGUCUCGUGUGGAUAGCUUACUGGGAGCAUUAUUAACCCGUGAAGCACCCAACAUUUCUGAGGACUCUGAACAUCCUAUUUGUUCUAAUUGUGAUAACUCAAUUGCGGUUAAUUACCUUGAAGGUAUUGAAGAAACCAAGGACGAGGAGGAACAAAAUCAAUUACAACAAUUGAAUUGGAAACAAGCGCCCGUCGGACCAUUGACAGAUCACACGGACAACAUUGACAUUCAGAUGGAUACUCUUGAGGAUAACCCAGAGAAUUUGGAUCCGGAUGGCCCUACAGAUGAGGAGUUUGAGGAAUACUUGGAUAGGUAUUGA
Molecule: messenger RNA, 651 nt
Organism: Psilocybe cubensis
Lineage: Eukaryota; Fungi; Basidiomycota; Agaricomycetes; Agaricales; Agrocybaceae
Exons: 3
Coding region: 1-651 (216 amino acids)
Source: RefSeq, a predicted model, not a curated record